Trichosporon asahii var. asahii CBS 2479 is the source of this 504-nucleotide messenger RNA. Its product is annotated as histone H1. The transcript is spliced from 3 exons. Gene Ontology annotation, cellular component: nucleosome; nucleus. Bases 1 to 504 code for a protein of 167 amino acids. Gene Ontology annotation, biological process: negative regulation of DNA recombination; nucleosome assembly; chromosome condensation. Gene Ontology annotation, molecular function: nucleosomal DNA binding; double-stranded DNA binding; structural constituent of chromatin. The record is from RefSeq and is a predicted model, not a curated record. NCBI's taxonomy places the organism in Eukaryota, Fungi, Basidiomycota, Tremellomycetes, Trichosporonales, Trichosporonaceae.
AUGGCUCCCGUCAAGAAGGCUACCGGCACGACCGCCAAGAAGGCGUCGUCGCACCCUACUUUCCUCGACAUGAUCCAGGAGGCUAUCCUUGCCCACCCCGAGGACGCUCGCUCUGGUGUCUCUCGCCCCACCAUCAAGAAGUUCCUUGCCACGAAGUACAACAUUGACCUCUCGUCGGCCUCGAACAUCAACAACCUCUCCAACGCCAUCAAGCGCGGAGCCGACAAGGGCGUCCUUCUCCUCCCCAAGGGUGUCUCGGGCAAGAUCAAGGUCGCUGCCAAGGCCAAGAAGGCUGCCGGCAAGGAGAACGAGGCUCCCAAGAAGGAGGCCAAGAAGCCCGCGGCUAAGAAGCCUGCUGCUAAGAAGGCCGCUCCUAAGAAGACUGCUACCAAGGCCACGACCAAGAAGGCCACCACCACCACCAAGAAGACCGCUGCCACCAAGGCCAAGGCUCCCGCUAAGAAGGCUGCCACGACCAAGAAGACCGCUGCCGCGAAGAAGUAA